Messenger RNA from Saccostrea cuccullata (small rock oyster), 896 nucleotides. RefSeq lists its product as uncharacterized. Gene Ontology annotation, molecular function: protein binding; ubiquitin protein ligase activity; translation repressor activity. The transcript has a single exon. NCBI's taxonomy places the organism in Eukaryota, Metazoa, Mollusca, Bivalvia, Ostreida, Ostreidae. The coding region runs from base 221 to 790 and encodes 189 amino acids. The record is from RefSeq and is a predicted model, not a curated record. Gene Ontology annotation, biological process: protein polyubiquitination; proteasome-mediated ubiquitin-dependent protein catabolic process; negative regulation of translation.
GUCCAGAAUAAGGGUACCCGGAGUUGACGAAGUUUUUCAUAUCUCCUGUGUGACGUCAGACAGACUGUGGAUCAGUGAUCGCAGACGUCUCCUACAGUUGGACUCCACCGGACACGUAAUACAGGAACUGAAAAUUGUUACAAGUUAUCCACCAACAGGAGCUCACUCCGUCACAGCGGACGGCGACCUGAUAUUUAUAAAUGGAUAUAAGGUGAAGAAGAUGACGUUAGAUGGAACUAUCACUACACUCUUCGAACAAUCUAGGCGUUUAACUUGUAUCCACUCCUCCCGCAUUGACGGCGACAUACUGGUUGGCUAUAUAUCUGGAGUGGUGAAGUUUGAUUGGACGGGGGUACAACGCAUGAAAUUGAAGUGUGGGACUUGCUAUCCAACAUACAUCACAGAAAACAAGAAUGGAGACAUAUGGGUCUCUGACAUUGAAAGAGAAGCAGUAGUGGUGAUGGAUAAAUCAGGACAACAUCGGUUUUAUUACAGAGGUCAGCACCAGUCUUACUUUGAUCCCCAUGGUAUCUGUACCGAUAUCCUUGGACAAGUACUGGUGUGUGAUGUAUCGAAUUCCAGUGUCCAUCUUCUGGAUCAGGACGGUCAGUUCCUGCGUCUCCUACUGACAGAAGAACAUGGACUACGUCAUCCCACGGCUCUGUGUGUGGACGACAAACACAACCUCUAUGUGGGACAGGAGGACAGUCCCACAAUAAAAGUGUUCAAGUUUCUACAUGAAACAGAUGAUUUAAAAUCAUCUAUUGUCGAGUCGAAAAGAGAAUUAUGAAAUUUACAUUUAAUUAGUGAUCAAUGGAUACAACUGUAAAAUGUUUAAUUUGAUAAUCAUACACUUGAUACAUAAUACGACAUAUGCCUCGUAGAUUAUUCUUUUA